Messenger RNA from Propithecus coquereli (Coquerel's sifaka), 1867 nucleotides. RefSeq names its product transcriptional adaptor 1 (gene TADA1). The record is from RefSeq and is a predicted model, not a curated record. Bases 50 to 802 code for a protein of 250 amino acids. Gene Ontology annotation, molecular function: transcription coactivator activity. Gene Ontology annotation, biological process: regulation of transcription by RNA polymerase II. The transcript has 6 exons. Lineage: Eukaryota; Metazoa; Chordata; Mammalia; Primates; Indriidae. Gene Ontology annotation, cellular component: SAGA complex.
UGGUCGCGGUGGUCGGGCGGUCCGCGGUCGGGCUGAGACGCGCGGCGCAAUGGCGACCUUUGUGAGCGAGCUGGAGGCGGCCAAGAAGAACUUGAGCGAGGCCCUAGGCGACAACGUGAAACAAUACUGGGCUAACUUAAAGUUGUGGUUCAAGCAGAAGAUCAGCAAAGAAGAGUUCGACCUUGAAGCUCAUAGACUUCUCACACAGGAUAAUGCGUCCUCUGCGUGUUCAGCUUGCUUUCUUGUCAUCACUCGGCAUCCAGUGUCAUUUACCAGGAAUAAAUUUCUCUGGGAAGUCAUCUGCGAUUGGCUGACCUUAUCAAGUGAGAACUGGAAUCACCUAAAAGAUAUACUGACAUCAGUCGUGUCAAGAAGGAAAGCUUAUCGGUUACGAGAUGGCCAUUUUAAAUAUGCCUUUGGUAGUAAUGUGACCCCACAGCCUUACCUGAAGAAUAGUGUAGUAGCUUACAACAACUUAAUAGAAAGCCCUCCGGCUUUUUCUGCUCCCUGUGCUGGUCAGAAUCCAGCUUCCCACCCGCCCCCUGACGAUGCUGAGCAGCAGGCCGCGCUCCUUCUGGCCUGCGCCGGGGACACGCUGCCUGCGUCUUUGCCUCCUGUGAACAUGUACGACCUUUUUGAAGCUUUGCAGGUACACAGAGAAGUCAUUCCUACACAUACUGUAUAUGCCCUUAACAUUGAAAGGAUCAUCAUGAAACUGUGGCAUCCAAAUCACGAAGAACUACAGCAAGACAAAGUUCACCGUGAGCGCUUGGCAGCCAAGGAGGGGCUUUUGCUGUGCUAAAUUAGGGUCUGAGGGUAUGGGACCCUCACCAGGUUGCUUACUGAAAAUUGAAUAUUUUUGGGGUCCACAUUUCAAGGCUGAAGUGUAUAGUGUAUAUGUAAACUUUCCUAUGGAAAUGUGACAUCAAGUACAUUGUGUGUUGCUACUGUGAAGCCAUUGACCUAGAUCUGAUUUUGAUAAUGAUCCGUAUCACUGUAUGCAUGUGCUCCCAGUUACGGGAGCAGGCACUGAUGAAGGUCUGUGCCUGGUGUGGAGAUGUUUGGGCAGCUGAGGCUUAGCGUCCUGUGGUCUGCAUGUGAGGUAGAUGACAUCUUAGAACAAAGAAGCUGUUCUAACGUCGUCCCCAUGGUCACAGGACAUCCAGGUGUUCAGUGACAUAUCAUAUAUUCUGUAUCUAAAAGUCUAAAAUUUCUGCCUUUCUGUUGAAGAACUGUGCUCUUGGAUUUUGGUUGAAAUAACCUAUACAGUGUUAAAAAUCAGAUACCUCCUUUAAUGACUAGUUUAAUUUUUAACAGCUAUAGGUAGGUCCCUGAAAAAAUCUGUCAUUACAACUCCAUGGAAAAUAUGACUUGGAAAUGCUGUGUUAUUACACAACAUAAAGGCCUUUCUUUGCAUGUAAAACCAACAUCAAACAAACAAAACCCUUGGAAUGCAAUUAAUUAACCUUAUAAAAUGUCUUCCCAUCACUCAUUUUUUUUAGAGUUAAUAAUGCCCAAAGACUUUGAUUGGCAGGUUCAUCUAUUAUUUUUGUAGAAUGUGCUUUAAGAAAUCUAUACAAAUUGGAUUUAUGCUUGAUAAUUCCUAUGAAAUAUCUAUUUCUACCCUUUCAAGUGAUAAAGUGAAGAUAAUUUACAUUUGACAGUGUUACUGAUAACCAACUUUGUUUUUUCAGAGAUAUCUUGGUUUUUGCUCAAGAAUAGUGUUGAUGGAUAAAUUAGAAUGUAUAGAUGGGUUUGUGUAGGUCUAAAUAAUAGAUGUACAGAUUUGUAUAUAUGGUUCACAUAUCUGGAUCUGUGUAUUUGAUUUUGUACUUUACAUGUGACAAAUAAACCUUUUGGGAGAAAA